Nelumbo nucifera (sacred lotus) is the source of this 2187-nucleotide messenger RNA. Its product is annotated as bifunctional TH2 protein, mitochondrial-like. NCBI's taxonomy places the organism in Eukaryota, Viridiplantae, Streptophyta, Magnoliopsida, Proteales, Nelumbonaceae. Gene Ontology annotation, cellular component: cytosol. The record is from RefSeq and is a predicted model, not a curated record.
UCUCUCACUCACGGCUCACGCGACCGGCCACCCUCCAUUUAAGUAAACUCCGCCGUCCGCCGUCUCUCUCUCUCUCUCUCUCUCUCGUGAGAGGGAACAAAUCUAUAAAUACAGAAAUGAAGGCACUUAACACCUCUCUCGCUCUCUCAUUCUCUAUCGGCAUUGUUGAUGCGUCUCUUCUUAAAUUCAAGCAAGAACCCUAGCUUUGUAAUCAUCUCUUUCUCUGUGUUCAGAUUCGGUUGCUCGGGUUCUCUCAAAUCCUUGCUCCGAUCUUCUUCCGGUAGUAUUAGAUUCCCGCCUAAGCAUUGUUUGAACUCUCUUGAUUUGAACCGGACAAAUCGACGGCAACAACGACGACGAAAACGACGGCAGCGAUGGGUGUGGUGGCAACAACGAAUGAAGAAGCAUUGGCUAGGCGAUUCUGGAUCAAGUUCAGGAAUGAAUCAGUGUUCGCUAUAUAUACUCCUUUCAUUAUCUGCUUGGCGUCUGGCAAGUUGCAAUUAGAGACGUUCCGCCAUUAUAUCGCCCAAGACGUGCAUUUCCUUAGGGCUUUUGCGCAGGCAUACGCAUUAGCGGAUGAGUGUGCAGACGAUGACGAAGAAAAAUCUGCGAUCUGCAAGCUGAGGAAGUGUGUAAUGGAGGAGAUUAAAAUGCACGAUUCUUUUGUUCGGGAAUGGGGUGUUGACCCUGCAAAUGAAAGCACUCCAAGUUCUGCAACACUAAAAUACACAGAUUUCUUGUUGGCAACAGCCUCUGGGAAGGUUGAAGGACUAAAAGCUCCUGGUAAAAUUGCAACUCCUUUUGAGAAGACAAAAAUUGCUGCUUACACACUAGGUGCAAUGACACCUUUCAUGAGGCUAUAUGCCUUUUUGGGUAAGGAGCUCUGGGCACUUCUUGAUCCUAAUGAAAGCAGUCACCUCUACAAGAAGUGGAUUGAAAAUUAUUCUUCUGAAGCUUUUGAGGCAUUGACACUGCAAACUGAGGAAUUGCUUGACAAACUAAGUGUGUCUUUGACUGGUGAAGAGCUUGAAGUCAUAGAAAAUCUUUAUCAUCAAGCUAUGAAACUUGAAAUAGAAUUUUUUUCUGCUCAACCAAUUGUUCAGCAAACUAUAGUCCCUUUUUCAAGAGUGCACAACCCUGCAGAGUAUCAACUUAUUAUAUUUUCUGAUUUUGAUUGGACUUGCACUGUUGUUGAUUCCUCCGCCAUUUUAGCGGAGAUUGCAAUACUUAGUGCACCGAAAGCUGAUCAGAUUGGAGCUGAAAAUUUACCUGUUCGGAAGUCAUCAACUGAUCUGAGGAAUACAUGGGGUGUUCUUUCCAAACAGUAUACAGAAGAAUAUGAACAAUGCAUAGAGAACAUCAUGCCCACUGAGAAAGUGGAAGAAUUUGACUAUGAAGGUUUAUGCAAAGCACUUGAGCAACUCUUAGACUUUGAAAAACGUGCAAAUGCACGAGUUGUUGAGUCAGGAGUGCUGAAGGGUUUGAAUGUGGAAGACAUAAAACGGGCUGGUGAGCGUCUUAUACUUCAGGACGGUUGUACGAGGUUCUUCCAGAAGAUUGUGAAGAACGAAGGGAUAAAUGGAAAUGUCCAUAUACUUUCUUAUUGUUGGUGUGGUGAUCUCAUUAGGUCAGCUUUUUCAUCAGGUGAUUUGGACGUUUUAAGUGUACAUGCAAAUGAAUUCACUUAUGAAGAUUCCAUCUCCACGGGUGAAAUUGUUCAGAAGAUGGAGUCACCCUUGGACAAACUUCAAGCUUUCAAAAAUAUUCUAAAGAAUCACAAUGGUGAAAAAAAGCAUUUGUCUAUCUACAUUGGAGGCUCAGUUGGUGAUUUACUCUGCCUGCUUGAAGCAGAUGUUGGCCUUGUGGUUGGGUCGAGCUCAAGUUUAAGGAGAGUGGGGAGACAGUUUGGGGUUUCAUUUGUUCCAUUGUUCUCUGGUUUGGUCAAGAAGCAGAGAGAAUUUGAAGGCAACUCUUCUAAUUGGAAGGGGCUGUCUGGCAUUCUUUACACAGUCUCUAGUUGGGCUGAAGUACAUGCCUUCAUUUUGGGAUCGUAAGAUCAUUUUGUUGAUAAGCCUUUUUGUUGAUUUCACUUGCUGUUUGCCUAGAAGAAAUUCAUAAACUCAUAUAUAGUUAGGAAAUAUGGAUACACAAGUGGUGGCUAAUUUUACCAAGGGCCACUGCCAGAUA